AUGCAUUAUCAGGCUUCUAUAUUUGAAGGUUUACCCUCAGAUAAAUUUUAUGCAAAGUUGAAUGAAAAUGUGUCUGAUCAAAUUGCAUAUGAAUCUUAUUCCGAUAUUUUAAAAAAAUAUUCAGAAAAUUACUCAUGGAUUUCUGAUGUUUGUAAGAAACUUCAAAGAAACUUAUCAAUAAUUGCAGAAGAAAAUACAAAGAAUGUCCCUUUCAGGAAGAAACAUUGGUACGAUGUAAAUUUCUGGUUAGUAGAGCAGGUAUAUAAAAACUUAUAUUAUAAUAGAAAUCAUGGAGAUUAUAAGAAUAUUAUUUCUACUUUUCUAGAUGUGUGGAAAAAAAUUAUUCAUGACAAAUACCCUCAAUAUAUUGAUUCAUUAGCUCCAGACGAAAUAUAUGAUAUGGACAUGAUGACAGAAAAUAAGUAUCUAUUUGAUUAUAUGGAAAAUUAUGAGGACCUUAAACAAAUUAUUAUUAACAAUUCUCAUAAUAUAUGCGAUAAACAUUUUGACUACUUUAAAAAGAGGGUUGCAUUAUAUUAUAAGUGGAAAGGUUGGUUCACAUUUAACAAUGGUAAAAAUAAUAAAUAUUUUGAUGAUUUUAACAAAUACGAUAUAAAAGAUUAUUUUUUUAGCUUACCGUGGUAUAAAAAAAUGACAUAUUAUUUUCACCCAUGUUAUAAUAAAAUUAUGGGAGCAUUAGAAGAAUUUAAAGAAUCAACUAUAGAGGUAAAAGCGGGAAAAGGAUAUAUGCAAAAUUCUGAAAUUUUUAUAGUAAAAAAAGCACCUGCAGUAAAUCAGACGCAAAGAAAUAAAGAACAAACAAAACUAAUGCCAAAAGUUCAAUUGGAUUCUUCAAAAAAUGAAAUAAAAUCAGAACAGAUUCAAAAUAUAUUAGAACAAAAUAGAAGUGUUACAGUAGAAUCUCCACGUUCUACAGUACAAUCUACCAGUUCUACAAUAGAGACCUCAAGUUCACCGGGAAAAUCUAUAAGUUCAGAGGGACCGACUAAAACACCAGAGGUAAUAUUUAAAUCUCCAGAGAUAACAACUACAACCUUCGAGGGACAAGAUAUAAACCUCACGGGACAAUCUACAAGUUCCACAAUAAAUUCAGCCAUUUUACUAAAUAAUGUAGAAGGUUUAGAUAUCAUUCCAUUAUCCGACACAUAUACAAUAAGUCCAUUUACAUCAUUCAUUAAUAAACCGUAUAUUAUUGUAGCUGUAUUUUUAUUUAUUUUUAUUCUUAGCUUUAUUUGGUAUAAGUAUAAUGUGGGAGGACAAUUAAUGUCACUUUAUCACAAAAGAAAAAAGAAAGAACAUAGGAAGUAUAUUCUUUAUAAAGAGUUGGCGCGACUAAAUCAGAGCUCUCAAUCCUUUUAUAGUGACUCUCAUAGGGAAAUAUAUAUGUUAACAUAUCAUGGCUGUUUAAGGAGUUGA
Molecule: messenger RNA, 1437 nt
Organism: Plasmodium malariae
Lineage: Eukaryota; Apicomplexa; Aconoidasida; Haemosporida; Plasmodiidae
Product: PIR protein
Exons: 3
Coding region: 1-1437 (478 amino acids)
Source: RefSeq, a predicted model, not a curated record